AUGGCGGGGAAGGCGGCCGCGGCCGGCGCCGGGGUGCUCCUGGUCACCGCCAACGUGGGGUCCCUCUUUGACGAUCCAGAAAAUUUACAGAAGAAUUGGCUUCGGGAAUUUUAUCAGGUUGUCCAUGCACACAAGCCCCAUUUCAUGGCUUUACACUGUCAAGAAUUCGGAGGGAAGAACUACGAAGCUUCGAUGUCCCAUGUGGACAAGUUUGUGAAAGAGCUGUUAUCAAGUGAUGCAAUGAAAGACUACAACAGAGCUCGAGUUUAUCUGGAUGAGAACUAUAAGUCACAGGAACAUUUCACGGCUCUAGGAAGUUUUUACUUUCUUCAUGAAUCUUUGAAAAACAUCUACCAGUUUGAUUUUAAAGCUAAGAAGUAUAAAAAGGUUACUGGGAAAGAAAUCUACUCUGACACUUUAGAAAGCACACCCAUGCUGGAAAAAGAGAAGUUUCCACAGGAUUAUUUCCCUGAGUGCAAGUGGUCCAGAAAAGGUUUCAUUCGAACAAGAUGGUGUAUUACUGAUUGUGCCUUUGACUUGGUAAACAUUCAUCUUUUCCAUGAUGCUUCCAAUUUAAUUGCUUGGGAAACAAGCCCAUCGGUUUACUCAGGAAUACGGCAUAAGGCUCUUGGCUAUGUACUUGAUAGAAUUAUAGAUCAGCGGUUUGAGAAAGUUUCGUAUUUUGUCUUUGGAGAUUUCAACUUUAGACUGGAUGCCAAAGCAGUCGUAGAGACACUAUGUGCAAAGGCCACAAUGCAGACCAUCCGGGCAGCUGACACAAAUGAAGUAGUCAAGCUAAUAUUUCGUGAAUCUGAUAAUGACCGAAAGGUUAUGCUGCAAUUAGAAAAGAAGCUCUUUGACUAUUUUAAUCAAGAUGUAUUUAGAGACAACAAUGGCACUGCGCUUUUAGAAUUUGACAGAGAGCUGUCAGUCUUUAAAGACAGAUUGUAUGAACUGGACAUCUCAUUUCCUCCCAGUUAUCCCUACAGCGAGGACUCUAGCCAGGGAAGGCAGUACAUGAAUACGAGAUGUCCAGCCUGGUGCGACAGAAUCCUGAUGUCCCACUCAGCCAAGGAACUCAUUCUGAAAUCAGAAAAUGAUGAGAAGAUAGUAAUAUAUGACCACAUUGGGCCAAAUGUCUGCAUGGGGGAUCACAAGCCUGUGUUCCUGUCCUUUCGAAUAGCUGCUGGGGCAGGUAAACCUAUUGCAAAUGUGCACAAGUGUUGUGUCGUGCAGUGAUGUGGUGGAAAAAGAUGCCUACGAGGUGAGAAGAUUUUCCGUGAAACCACACUGUAGCCAGGAGGGAAGGCAGCACACUGAAAUCUGUAAUCCUAACAGCUGUAUUGAUAAAUCCAGUUCUGAGUGCC
Molecule: messenger RNA, 1367 nt
Organism: Cinclus cinclus
Lineage: Eukaryota; Metazoa; Chordata; Aves; Passeriformes; Cinclidae
Gene: INPP5A
Product: inositol polyphosphate-5-phosphatase A
Exons: 16
Coding region: 1-1239 (412 amino acids)
Biological process (GO): phosphatidylinositol dephosphorylation
Molecular function (GO): inositol-polyphosphate 5-phosphatase activity
Source: RefSeq, a predicted model, not a curated record